Culex pipiens pallens (northern house mosquito) is the source of this 801-nucleotide messenger RNA. Its product is annotated as cuticle protein 16.5-like. Lineage: Eukaryota; Metazoa; Arthropoda; Insecta; Diptera; Culicidae. The record is from RefSeq and is a predicted model, not a curated record. The transcript has a single exon. Bases 21 to 755 code for a protein of 244 amino acids.
UCAACGGCACAACAUUCAUCAUGAAAUCUACUUUGGUCCUUCUGGCUUUGGCUCUAGCCACCACCAUCGUUCGGGCUCAGACUACUGCCGAUCCAGCUUUGACCACAGUUGAUCCCGCUGCCACCACUGCUGAUCCUACAGCUACCACGGCUGCCCCUGUUGUCACCACAGUUGACCCAGCUAGUACCACAGUCGCUGCUACCACUGUUGAUCCUGCUCUUACCACAGUUGAUCCUACAGCAACUACUGCCGCUCCUGCAGUAACCACGGCUGCCCCUGUGGUUACCACAGUUGAUCCUGCAGCUACCACCGUUGCUCCUGCUGUAACCACUGUUGAUCCUGCAGCUGUAACCACGGCUGCCCCUGUGGUCACCACAGUUGAUCCUACAGCAACUACUGCCGCUCCUGCUGUUACCACAGUUGAUCCUACAGCUACCACCGUUGCUCCUGCUGUCACCACGGUUGCCCCUGUGGUUACCACUGCUGCUCCUGCCCCUACAACUGCCGCUCCAGCUGUCACCACUGCCGCACCCGCCGCUACCACAGUUGCACCUGCUGCAACCACAGCCGCUCCGAAGUCCCCCACCACCACUAGAACCAUGCGUCCCCGUAAGCACUCGUCUGAGAAGAAGCGCUCGUCCAAGGAGCUGCGCUUCGGCGGACGUAAGUCCUUCGAGAAGGUAUCGAAGGAACGUCUCCAGGGACGCAAGGCGUACGAGAAGGCAUCCAAGGAGCGUUCCGGCAAGCGGGGUUAAGUGACUUCGAUAUUGUAAUUUGAGUAAAUAAAUAAUAGUUCAAUUG